This is a messenger RNA of Nerophis lumbriciformis (worm pipefish), 3393 nucleotides long. The record is from RefSeq and is a predicted model, not a curated record. NCBI's taxonomy places the organism in Eukaryota, Metazoa, Chordata, Actinopteri, Syngnathiformes, Syngnathidae.
AUGGAGAACCAAGGCGCCGAGCUGCAGAAUUACGAAGACGUGCACAGAAGCGGUUACCUCCGCAAGCACAAAUCGAUGCACCGGCGCUUCUUCGUGCUGAGGGCGGCCUCGGAGCGUGGUCCCGCUCGCUUGGAGUAUUACGAGAACGAGAAGAAAUUCCGCAGCAAAUCUCCCGUACCCAAGAAAGUGCUGAACCUGGAGACGUGCUUCAACAUCAACAAGCGGGCCGAUUCCAAGAACAAGCACCUGAUCGUGCUCUACACCCGCAGCGAGAGCUUUGCCAUCGCCGCGGACAGCGAGGAGGUCCAAAACGAGUGGUACCAAGCCAUGCUGGACCUCCAGUGCAAUUGUAAAUCACCUGAAGACUACGGCAGUAGUGGAGAGUGUAGCUCCCCAUCUCCAAUUCCAACUUUUAAAGAAGUGUGGCAGGUUAAAGUUUGGCCAAAAGGUCUUGGACAUGCCAGGAAUUUAGUAGGCAUCUACCGACUGUGCCUAACUGACAAGACAGUCAACUUUGUCAAACUCAACUCUGAUGUGGCCGCUGUGGUUUUGCAGCUGAUGAAUGUUCGCAGAUGUGGCCAUUCAGAAAAUUUUUUCUUCAUUGAGGUGGGUCGUUCAGCCAUAACCGGGCCCGGGGAGUUUUGGAUGCAAGUGGAUGAUUCUGUGGUGGCUCAGAAUAUGCACGAGACCUUGCUGGAGGCCAUGAAAGCACUGAGCGAGGAGUUCCGUCAGCGCAGUAAAUCUCAGUCUGUCGGGACUUCGUGCGGCGGUGGGACAGUUUCAAACCCCAUCAGUGUUCCGAGUCGCCGGCAUCAUCCCAAUUUGCCGCCCAGUCAGGUGGGCUUCACCAGGCGCGCCCGCACAGAGACCCCUGGUGGAAGCAGUACCAGCACUUCACCGACGUCACGCCACGGAUUCCCGCGGGCUCGAACGGCAAGCAUUGGUGCCAGGUCUGAGGAGAGUGGCACAAGUACUAGGUCGACAUGGGCCAGCUCCAGCCCAAGUCUUAACGGGUCCUGCUCAACAACACCGACGCUGAGGCCUAAGCCCACCAGAGCCCCUACUCCUGCAAAGAUUACCCUCAGCCUCGCUCGCUACACGCCCAACCCCGCUCCCUCUCCUGCUCCUAGCCUGUCCUCCAGCUCCGGACACGGGUCUGAGUGUGGCCUUGUGGGCGCGGCAGUUGGAGGUAUGACGGUGUGCUCCUACUCCCGUGUGUCUCAGAGAGUUUCCGUUUCAGGUUCACCUAGCGACUACGGCUCCUCGGACGAAUACGGCUCCAGUCCCGGUGAACACUCAUUGCUCAUGCCAAGUAUGGCUGCCCAUCACGGGCAUGGUGAAGGAACUUCGAGCUACAUAGUUAUGGGUCAACGAGAGGGGCUCCUUGGUUCCCAUCAUCGCUCCAAAGGUAGACGCAUUCUUCGUCGCUCAUCCAGUCGAGAUUCUGAAGCAGAACGAAGACUCUUAAGUAAAAGAGCGUCUCUGCCUUUGGCCACCCACGAACGUGUGUUCCCGCAUCGAAAAGAUGAUGACGAGAACAAUGAAGAAUAUGCCAUAAUGUCACAGAAUGUGAACAGAGUGGUCUCUGACAGCGUGACGAUGGGGGGCGGGCGACGUGAUGUGGCAGGGGACAGCAGGAAAAGAUUUGACAAAAGGAGAGAAGCAAAUGCAAGAGCUCCUUCAGAUAGCGGCUACAUGUCAAUGCUACCUGGAGUUACAUCUCCAGCGGCAGACGAUGAGUACAUGGCCAUGACGCCAAACAGCAGCGUGUCCCCACCUCAGCACAUGCGGCAGCCUAGCUCGGAGGGUUACAUGGUCAUGUCUCCUAAUAGUAGCGUCGCCACAGAGUUGCAUGGACUGGGUAUGUGGGAUAAUAGGGUGAGCAUGGAGAGCCAGGCUUCUAGUGAUUACAUGAACGUCUCACCUAUCAGUAGCCGCUCUGCCUGUAGCACGCCACCUUCACACCCUGAACAGCAUCAACUACAACCAAAAAUGUUUAAUUCCUACUUCUCUCUGCCCCGAGCGUAUCAGCAUACCCUCUAUAGUCGCUUUGAGGAGGAUUUAAACAAAGGGGAAUGCAAAAAAGACACUAGUGAUAGCACUGGAAUAGGUGGGGGAGCAAGUUUCAACAAGAGAAACAAAAUGGGAGCGGUGCCUACUGGAGGUUUCCAACUCUCAAUGUCUUCCUCUUCCUUUUCCUCAAGCUCAGCCAGCAGUGAAAGCCUGGAGGACAAGACCAUAUCAGCAGGGAAAGGGUUAAGUUUGUACAAGAAUGCUGGAACGUGCACCAUAGAUGGCCGUCACCUACCAAAACGCGGAUCGAGCUGCAAGAGCCCAAAGCAACAAAGGAGGGGUAGGCCUCUCAGUGUGUCUUCAGACAUCGCUAAAGCAAACACCUUGCCUCGUGUGAAGGAGAAUCUGCCUCCAAUGGUGGCUCACAACGUCGGUGAGUAUGUCAGUAUUGUCUUUAAGGAAGACAAUAAUUAUACUGGCGAACGACGUGCAUUGUCGGAUAGAGCGCAAGAUGUAAUUCACGGAACCCUCCGCCCCUCAAACCAGCCCGUCCUUGUUCCUGAUAAUGCUGCUAACCUCCCUCGUAGCUUCUCUGCACCGUUGUCCACAUCUGCUGAGUAUGUCAGUAUGGAUGUAGGGAAGUCAUCAACACCCCUAAGGUCAACAUUCAGUCCCCCGCAGGGUCCACCAGCUGUCGCCCCGAUGGUUCGAUGUGAACAUGGCACAUCAUCUCCUCUGGGAACAGAAGGAAACUCUGUGUAUCGAUCCAAAGGAAAGAUAGCAGCAGACACCCUGAAUUCAUUCAUUGACAACAACAUUUCAGAUCCCAGCCUUUCAGCGAGACCUGCCACCCACUCAGGUCCUCCUGUCUCCGUGGAGGAGGAGCCAGGCCUGGGGUUUUCUCCAGUCAAGACCUUCCUGUCUCCCGAGCAUGGUAGUAGACUUGUCCGGACUGACAGUCAGGGUCGGCGGGGUCAUCAUUCAGAGAACUUUAACUCCCCUCCUUCCGUACCUCGACAACUACCCUCCACUACCAACACCUUCUCAGAGGGGGGCCAGCCAGCGGGCCACCGGCACACUUCGGACUCCUUGCUGUGGGAAAGCAGUCAGGCAGCUAGUUUGUCCGACACGGCACCUCCACAAGCCUCUGCUGAACAAGGCCUUAACUAUAUUGACCUUGACUUGGCCAUUAAGGAGAGCCCUCAAGCGGGAGCUGAGCGUUCUUCUGCUGCCUACAACAUGGGAGCGGGCGCUCUAGGCAGUGGGGCAGGCUCUAGUCUGAAUACGUACGCCAGUAUUGACUUUUAUAAGUCGGAGGAACGGAGAGCCCACCAAAUUGGCAGAAAGGAUGAUCGAGAGCUUAAGCACACCGUGGCCUAG